Molecule: messenger RNA, 612 nt
Organism: Hymenoscyphus albidus
Lineage: Eukaryota; Fungi; Ascomycota; Leotiomycetes; Helotiales; Helotiaceae
Source: the annotation of a GenBank genome assembly
AUGCCUAUCUUCCGUCCAGCAACCGCCCUCAACGCCCUCACAAGACGAGCAUCGCCACUCAGCUGUCAACGCCUUUCCAUCCGAACUUUGACCAGCAGUUCCCCUCGAUAUGCUCAACCCGGUUAUGGAGACAUGGAUGGAAAUCCUAUAGCCAAAGAUCCCCAGAAUCAAGGAGCUUCCAAUGCCACAAAACACAACGCAGAACAUCCUGGGCCAGCCCCUCCUGCAGAAGGAAAAGGAUCUGGAGCAGGCCCUACGAAAGGCGGGGAUACACCAUCACCCUCCAACUCCUCUGGAAAUUCCAAAAACUCGAACUCAACUUCAAAAUCUCAUUCUGGUAAAACACCCGAAGAUGCAUCGGCACAAUCAGGAGGUGCAAGAUCAAAAGAAGUGGAGGAAACGGGAUCGAGUCCUACAGCAGGAAAGAUAGUGGAGCAAGGAGAGAAAAGCUCGCAGCAGAAGGGAGAAGAUGACAGUAGUAAGAACACUCAAAAGAAGGGAAAGGGAUCCCCAAAGAUCUUGGACCAGGCAAAACCUAUGGUUGACAGCGAGGGAAAGAGGGAGAAGGUGGAGAGACAUAACAAACAGUUUGAAAAGGGUCAUGAUCAUUGA